AUGUCUCGCCCCGAAAGGCCUGCAGCGACCUCUCCCUUCGAGAAUAGCAAUGCCUACAAAAACUCGCCGUCGCGACGGACCCGUCUGGACGAUGUCGAGACUGGUGGCUACUAUCCCGUAGGAGGGCGACCUCAGCACCGACGUGGGCAAUCUGCGACUUCCUUCCCCGAGACGAUCCCGUCUCCUAAUGUCAACACAGAGAACCAGCCUUUAUCCCCGACCUACGACUCGCCGGCCGCAGGACCUUCGACCGCCGACCAGCCUUUCACGAGAAAGAAAAGUUUGGUUCGACCAGAGCGACACAGAAUAGACAAGGACCAUCCUAAUUACUACUACCGCAAACAUGCUGCCAACAUGCAUGUUCUACCUUCGGCGACUGGAAACGAUCCGAUAGUCGAGGAUAUGGAAGGAACGACGGAUGUUUCUGGCCGCUCGCAAACAAACGACAACUUCUCGGAUGCCUCGCCCCCACGAGGCGUUAACAGCAGACAGAACAGUGGCGAGGAAAAGAAGGGACCGUCGCGAACCAAGGCAAAGCGUUCGAGUCGCCACAAGUCCGGCAAGCUCACCAAGGAUGGCAAGGGGAAGCGGAACAAGCAGGUCGAGCAGAUCCGUCCACCGAGCUUCUGGAACGUCUACUGCGCCAUCAUCACCUUCUGGUGUCCAAACUUUAUGCUGAAAUGCUGUGGUAUGGCCUCAAAGGAGCAGCAGAGAGCUUGGAGAGAGAAGAUUGGGUUGAUCAGUCUCAUCUUACUCAUCAUGGGCUUUGUCGGUUUCUUGACUUUCGGUUUUACUGCGGUGGUCUGUGGAACCCCACCGACACGCCUUCAGGUCAACGAUGUGGACGAUGGAUACAUGAUCUUCCACGGAACGGCCUAUGACUUGACCCGCUCUCGUCACCCUCCGGCCGAUGGUGUGCCCAUGAUCAACAGGACCACCGGCGCCAAUGUCUUAUACGAUCUGCCCGAGAAGAACGGCGGCAAGGACGGCAGCUUCUUGUUCCAAAACGUCAAUGGUAGAUGCAAGAACCUCAUCACCCUCGCCGACAACUCGGAUGUCCCGACGAACAGCAAUGGCGACUUGGCAUGGUACUUCCCCUGCACUGUCUUCAACCAGGACGGCUCGUCAAAGCCGAACCUGACAAUUCCUUACUACCUUGGUUAUGCCUGCCACACGACGAAGAAGAGUCGCGACACCUUUUACUUGGACCUGACCGGUACCGCUGACGUAUACUUCACAUGGAACGACAUCAAGAACAGCUCCCGAAACUUGAUUGUGUACUCCGGUACCGUCCUGGAUCUUGACUUGCUCAACUGGUUCAACAGCAGUCAGGUCAAGGUGCCAGAUCGGUUUAAUGAGCUCAAGGACAAGACUACGGCCGUAAACAAGGCCAUUCGCGGACGCGACGUCACCAGAGCUUUCCAGGUUUCGGGCGACAAGCAGAUUGCCGAAUGCUUUGAAGAGAUCAUCAAGGUUGGAUCAGUCGAUACUGAGACUGUUGGCUGCAUUGCAUCCAAGGUCGUUCUUUACGUCUCCUUGGUUCUGAUUCUCGCCGUUGUGUUGACGAGAUUUUUCCUCGCCCUCUUCUUUCAGUGGUUUAUUAGUCGAACUUACGCCGCGGCCAAGACAUCUCAGACCAAGGACAAGCGCAAACGCAACCAACAGAUUGAGGACUGGUCUGAAGACAUCUAUCGCGCACCUCCCAGACUACCUGGCGAUAUCGGAAGCAGUGUUAACGGCUCUUCUGAUCGGACGAGCAAGCGUCAGAGUACAUUCCUGCCCACGACGUCUCGGUUCUCCGCUGUUUAUGGAGCAGGCGCAACUCCGCAGGCUGGCACAAAGAGAAUGCCUACCACCAUGGCUAGCUCAGGUGCUGGCAGCAACAUGAUGCACUCCAACGCUAUGUACCGCCAGGGCAACGACAGCCGCACCAGCUUCCUUCGCUCAGACCCCUAUACAAGCAAUGUGCCCUCAACGGAAGGACCUGGGCCUGCUGGCUUCAUUCACGAGGCCGUCGUGCCUCAGCCGCCCGCCGACUGGAUGCCCUUUGGUUACCCACUUGCCCACACAAUGUGCCUUGUUACCGCCUACUCCGAAGGUCAUCUCGGUAUCCGGACCACUCUUGAUUCCAUCGCCAUGACCGACUAUCCCAACAGCCAUAAAGUUAUUGUCAUUAUUUGCGACGGUAUCAUCAAGGGCAAGGGCGAGACGUUGUCUACUCCUGACUACUGCUUGGCAAUGAUGAAGGAUCACACCAUUCUCCCAGAGGAAGUCGAACCCUUCUCUUACGUCGCGGUUGCCAGCGGUUCCAAGCGACACAACAUGGCCAAGAUCUACUCCGGCUUCUAUGACUACGGCAACGAAUCUGCCAUCCCGCUUGAAAAGCAGCAAAGAGUCCCUGUUCUUCUCGUUGUCAAGUGCGGUACACCCGAUGAGGCGACCAAGUCCAAGCCAGGCAACCGUGGCAAGCGUGACAGUCAGAUCAUUCUCAUGUCAUUCCUUCAGAAAGUCAUGUUUGAUGAGCGUAUGACGGAGCUCGAGUACGAAAUGUUCAACGGUUUAUGGAAGGUGACGGGUAUAUCGCCCGACUUCUACGAAAUCGUCCUCAUGGUCGAUGCCGAUACCAAGGUCUUCCCCGACAGUCUGACGCACAUGGUUUCUGCCAUGGUCAAGGACCCCGAAAUCAUGGGUCUCUGCGGUGAGACGAAGAUUGCCAACAAGCGUGACAGCUGGGUUUCCGCCAUUCAAGUCUUUGAGUACUUCAUCUCCCACCACCUGUCCAAGUCCUUCGAGUCCGUCUUUGGCGGUGUCACCUGUUUGCCCGGUUGCUUCUGCAUGUACCGAAUCAAGGCGCCCAAGGGAGCCCAGGACUAUUGGGUCCCCAUCUUGGCCAACCCGGACAUUGUCGAGCACUACUCUGAAAAUGUGGUUGACACUUUGCACAAGAAGAACCUUCUUUUGCUCGGCGAGGACCGAUACCUGACCACUCUCAUGCUCCGGACCUUCCCUAAGCGUAAGCAGGUGUUUGUGCCACAGGCCGUCUGCAAGACCACGGUGCCCGAUACCUUUGCCGUGUUGCUCUCACAACGUCGACGAUGGAUCAACUCGACGAUCCACAACCUGAUGGAACUGGUUUUGGUCCGUGACCUUUGCGGCACCUUUUGCUUCAGCAUGCAGUUUAUCAUCUUCGUCGAGCUCAUGGGAACUCUCGUCCUGCCUGCCGCUAUUGCCUUCACCUUCUACGUCGUCAUCAUCUCCAUUGUCCACUCACCCCCGCAAAUCAUCCCAUUGGUUCUGCUGGGUUUAAUCCUUGGACUUCCCGCUGUGCUCAUUGUCCUGACUGCCCACUCCUGGUCCUACGUUGUGUGGAUGCUUAUCUACCUGUGCUCGCUACCCAUUUGGAACUUUGUCCUUCCCACAUACGCGUUCUGGAAAUUUGAUGACUUCUCCUGGGGAGAUACCAGGAAGACAGCAGGCGAGAAGACGAAGAAGGCCGGCCUCGAGUACGAGGGCGAGUUUGACAGCAGCAAGAUCACCAUGAAGAGAUGGGCCGAGUUUGAGCGCGAACGCCGGACGCGCAACAACUACUGGGGUUCCAAGGAGAAUGUCGUCGGAGGUGGCAACACCUGGUCGGCACCAUUGGGUCACCAGUACCAAGACGAAUACUACUCUGACGCAUAA
Molecule: messenger RNA, 3681 nt
Organism: Colletotrichum orchidophilum
Lineage: Eukaryota; Fungi; Ascomycota; Sordariomycetes; Glomerellales; Glomerellaceae
Product: chitin synthase 4
Exons: 2
Coding region: 1-3681 (1226 amino acids)
Cellular component (GO): cell septum; cell periphery
Molecular function (GO): chitin synthase activity
Source: RefSeq, a predicted model, not a curated record